UAAAGAGCUUGGUGGCUUGGCAGUCUCUUCAACAAUAGCCUGCAUGACUAGGCAUUUAUAAUGCAUAUAUAAAGCUGCUAUAUAUAUGUAUACAUGAAGCAUGAUUUGAAGUAAAUUAAUCGAAAGCCGGACACGGCAGACAUACCCCCGGGCAAUGGGUAUUUAUUAUAAAACAAGUUAUCGUGGCAUGAUCAAUCACAUUUAACUCAGCUCUACAUUCAGUAAAAUACACAGCGUAGCUGUCUCGGUGCGAUCUACGUUGUCUUGGUGUUCAUUUUUACAAGAGAUAAUUUUCAAAAGUCGCUGACGAAUUGGAAACUGGAGUGAAAGGUUUCAAAGAAGUGCAAUGAACCACGAGAUGUGAUUGGUCGAGAGAAGACACCAGCUGAUCUGAACAUCAGGUCAAAGUUUUCAUAAAAAAAACCGUGACGACGCGAAAAUCAUACCGGAUAUGUACACUCUUUACUUUGUUGUGAUUUCUCUCUGUUUUGCUUCGAGUUUACAAAAAAAUUGGCACCCGGAAGAUUGUCCCGCGCAAUGCAGUUGUGCCAUGGAAUGGAUGUACAAGAAGGUUUAUUGUGAUUUAGUUAGCAGACGACGGCUUACAGUAAUGCCGAGAAAGUUUCCUGCUGAUGCCGAAUCCAUUUCGUUACAAGGCAACAGAAUCGCAACUAUUCCCGCGGAGGCUUUUGCGAAUUUAACCAAUCUACGUCAUUUGAAUUUGGGAUCAAAUGACUUGCAAACGUUGCAAAGUAACGUUUUUAACAACUUGACGGCGCUGGAGUCUCUAAACUUAUCGAAUAACAGAUUGAAAACGUUGCCUUCGGGGCUGCUACGGGGAUUGAAUUCAUUAAAACAUCUAUAUCUGGAUGGAAAUGUGUUGGAAAACUUGCCUAAAGAUUUUUUCAAAGGUCUCGUCGCACUACAAAGGUUGCUUUUGGACAGAAAUAAAUUCUACACGUUUCUUUCUGGCGAACAGCAGACUCCAACGAAUCUAUCGCCAUUAACGAUAAGCAAUCAUUCGUCUUUAGUGGAGCUAUUGCUACACUACAACGGGAUAGAGCAAGUGGCACAUGACUCAUUUAACAAAAUGUCGCAAUUAAAGAGGUUAACAUUGAAUAAUAACAAUAUCUCCAAGUUGCCAAGGGGAAUAUUUCGCGAUAUGAAAUCCUUGCGUAUGUUGUCGUUGUACAAGAAUCCUUUUCAAUGCACGUGUUCGCUUAAGUGGUUGAAACACUGGAUCAAGCACAAUAGAAAAUCUGUUACGGUCUUUUACCCACAGUUAAUACAAUGCAAGGAGCCCGCGCGUUUGCGUGGAAGGGAAUUAUUGAAUGUGAAAGAUGAUGAAUUUGGUUGUGAUAAGGAAUGGAAUUUAUGGUCUAAAUGGAGUAAUUGUUCAAAAAAGUGUGAUGGUGGAAUACAAACAAGGACACGGCAGUGUAAGACAAGGACAUGUGAGGGUAGAAAUUUGGAUGCAAGGUGGUGUAACAGACAUCGAUGUUCGUUAUAUACACAAUGGUCAUCUUGGUCUACCUGUAAUGCAGAGUGUGGGGUAGGUUUGAAAAUACGUAAAAGACAAUGUUUAUCUGCUCACAAGGGUAUUUCCUGUGUGGGACAUCUCAAUGAAACACAAGUGUGUAAAAUAAAAGAAUGUUCUCAGUGGUCAGAAUGGGGAUCAUGGUCAACUUGUAGUAAGACUUGCUCUCAAGGUGUGAAAAUAAGGAAGCGCACUUGUGAAAGUGAAAUACUCAAUGGUUCAAUACAAUCCUAUUGUCCUGGAAACAACACUUCCUGGGCCAUAUGUAAAACGAAACCUUGCCCUGUAGAUGGCCAAUGGUCUCCAUGGCAACAAUGGAGUAGUUGCAGUAAGUCUUGUGGUUUUGGCUACAAGACCAGACACAGAAGCUGUUCAAAUCCACAUCCAAAGUUUGGUGGAUCGUUAUGUGAAGGCCAGCCACUUGAGAUAAAAUGGUGUAUGCCCAGGUUAUGCAACAAUACAUCUGAGUUUACACCAUGGUCAGAGUGGAGUCAAUGCUCUGCACAAUGUGGAAUUGGAUUUAAGUACCGAAAUAGGUCCUGCAGACAAAAGGAUUCCGACAAAGGACCAGAGAUAUGUUUGGGAAGCAAAAAAGAGUACAAAGAAUGCAUGGGAACUAACUGUACCACAACAUGGGGAGUGUGGUCAACAUGGAGUAAAUGCCUUGGAAAUUGUCUUAAUGGACAAGCAUUUCGCAUGCGUUAUUGUGUAGACACUGGUGGUAAAACUGGUGUGGCUUGUGAAAAAAAUAAAACUUUUGAUAUUGAAACGAAAAGUUGUAAACCAUCCAGCUGCGAUGUAGAAGCAGUAUGGACAUCAUGGACUAAAUGGUCAGCAUGUUCACGUAGUUGUGCCAGAGGCACCAAACGUCGUCAACGUUAUUGCAUCACAGCAAAUAUUCUUGGCAAGCCUUGCCGUGGUAACCAUGAAAGUAAGAUGCCUUGCAAUUUGCAGCCUUGUCCAAUCAAUGGAGGUUGGAGCGCUUGGAGUGAAUGGGGAAAAUGUAAUAAAACAUGCGGUGGAGGAAUCAAGGAAAGAUUUCGUUCAUGUUCAGAGCCAAAACCUGCAUUUGGUGGACAAAUAUGUGAAGGUGCCAUUAGGGAAAUAACAAUAUGCAAUACACACCAAUGCAAAAGUCUUAUUUUGAAUGAUGGUAAACCAAAACAAUCAUUUACUUUGCUUAUACCUAAAAAAUGUCCCACACUUCCUUCUCCAAAGAAUGGUAGAAUAAGGAUAAAAGAACAAAAGGAUUCUGAAAGUUUCGUAGAGUAUAAAUGUGACAAGUACUUUCGUAAUCAAGAAUUAAGUUUAAUUCGUUAUUGUAAAGAAGAUGGAAGCUGGACAGGUUUCCCGGCCAAGUGUGUGCCAGAAUGUGGGAUUAGAAAAGAAAGUGCUGAAAACAAGCAACAAAGACAGAAUUUGACAGAGAAAAGUAUCAGAACAAUGAGAGAGUUUUGGCCUUGGCAAGUAGCCAUUAAAGUUCCAAUCUCCACUAGUGUAUACUGUGGAGGCACACUUAUUAAAGACCAAUGGGUGCUUACUGCAGCUCAUUGUGUUUACAUAGACAAUCCAAAAAAGUUUGAAGAAAUCACAGUGAUUCUAGGUACCAAUAAUUAUUCGGAUGACAAGUCCAAAUAUCGUCAGGUUGUACCUGUUAAGCUGACAUGUACACAUGAGGACUUCAAGUGGGGUGAAUUGAGCUCUGACAUAGCCAUUUUAAAGUUGCAAAGAAAAGUAAAUAUCACAAAGUACGUCCGUCCGGCUUGUCUUCCCAGAGAAAAUUCAAGACAAAAAUUAGUAGCCGGUAAAGAAGGCUACAUGGUUGGUUGGGGUGGACAGGAUCCAAACUUGCUACGGCAAUUAAGACUACCAGUUGUGCACCAUCGUGAGUGCAAAGAGUCGUACAAAGUCAACGGUUAUAUCAUAACUAGGAAAAUGUUAUGUGCAGGAUAUAAAGACCGUGAAAAUAAAAACUAUGGUUUACGAAAGAAAGAUAGUGGAAGUGGGUUUUUCUUCCUUAAAAGGAAGAAAGGAAGGAAAAGUCGUUGGAUAUUACGUGGAAUUGCAAGUUGGCGUCAUCCAAAUCCCACACAGAAACACCUCCCUGAAAAAUAUAGUGUGUUUACAGAUGUUAAAAAACAUAUAUGGUGGAUACAAGACAAGAUCGAAGACCUUUCAUGACUGCUAUUCGCGUUACAAAUAUAUUAAUUUUAACUUAUCUUUAUUUUAACGUGUUUCGAAGCGAUUGGUUGUACAAUUGCCCCAAAGUUAAUAAACGAAGUUUGAUAUUUAUUAUUUUAUCAUUACCCUCUUGCGACUCCAGUUUAUGCUAUAGUUCAGUUGACCAAACAUUUAAACGUAUAAUAUUGAUAUGUAAAUAACUUAAAAAGAUAUAUUGAGAGCCAACCAGUUUUAUUUAACACUCCCAAACACAAACAAGUCUACGGUUCAAAAUAAAAAUAAACACCCCGUA
Messenger RNA from Xenia sp. Carnegie-2017, 4010 nucleotides. RefSeq lists its product as uncharacterized. Gene Ontology annotation, molecular function: protein binding; serine-type endopeptidase activity. The record is from RefSeq and is a predicted model, not a curated record. Gene Ontology annotation, biological process: proteolysis. Lineage: Eukaryota; Metazoa; Cnidaria; Anthozoa; Malacalcyonacea; Xeniidae.